This is a messenger RNA of Bolinopsis microptera, 1829 nucleotides long. RefSeq lists its product as uncharacterized. NCBI's taxonomy places the organism in Eukaryota, Metazoa, Ctenophora, Tentaculata, Lobata, Bolinopsidae. The record is from RefSeq and is a predicted model, not a curated record. The transcript is spliced from 3 exons. The coding region runs from base 215 to 1366 and encodes 383 amino acids.
UAGUUAUCUGCUUUGAGGAUUGUGCCAGCUGCGUAAGGUUUGUCGUGCUACUUUGUUCGAUUGUAGAUAACAUUAAUAUUCUCCGGUUCAGUGCAGGUUGACGGUUAAAGUAUUUACUCCAUCUCCAUCUUCUAGAAUCGUAUUUACACCUCGAACAGGGUACUAUAGCCUAUUAUUCAGUACAAGCGUUAUUUCCGAUAUUCACUCCGCCAAUAUGUUGCUCCUCUUAGUUGUUCUGGUUUUAGUAGCUUCCGUCCAGUCUAAUGAAGAUGAUAAAGGGUAUAAUGCCCUACAUUUUGGUACUACCACCAGUGACUAUGUGGCAUUUAGUUUUGAUAUGUCCCCCUUCCGCAACUCGUUCUCUACGUGCAUGUGGAUAAAGUGUUUAUACACCUCCCCCACCUACCCUAUAGUAGUACAGUACUACAGUUCUGGUGGACUAGAUCUUUGGAUAUCAGCUAAUGGGGUGUACGCUUAUGUAGUAAAUGAUAGUGGUCUGGAUAGCGCGCUAAGUAAGUUUGUCACACCUGCCGGCCAGUGGUUUAGUCUCUGUCUGACCUGGUCUAUGUCUUCAACAACAAGUAACCUGUAUCUGGAUGGUGAACUUGUCGCAACAGACCAGACACCAUCAGGGAAGUCACUUACCACGGGUGCGAAGUUGUGGUUUGGUAGAGCCUCUAGCUCUUAUACUACUAGUUCUAGUUAUGUGUUUGGUGGGGAGCUUUACCAAUAUAAUAUGUUUGCCGAGGUGUUGAGUGCUGCUACAAUAAAGAAGAUAGCUGAUGGUGGGUUGUGUUUUGACCUUGAUGAACUUUCUGAGACAAGAGUGUUACGAUGGGAGGACAUUCUGAAGAAGUCUAGGAGUGGGUCUGUGACGGACGUUAUAGGGUGUGAUUUGAAUGCGAAAUUUAGUGAGUCACAAGCGAGUCUGGCUGAUGCUAUUGGACGGCUGAAUGAAACAGAAACAGAGCUGCGGAUGGUAAAGGAGCAGUUUGAAACUGUCACUGGACAGUUGAACAGGACUGAGGAUAAACUUGAGAAAGCCAGAAAGUUUGAGAACAUCACUCGGUGGGAUGUGUUAUAUACAGCGCCGUAUUACAACAAGAUAUUCUCAGAUGACCUGUACGAACAGCUGACUACAAGCUGGGGCUUGUUACGGAAAUUGGUAGGUGUUAAUGUAACUGAUGGGGUAGUCAACCACUUUCGGCAGUACCACUCGGAAUCUACGUGUGGCGUCUUGGACCAACUUGCAUCUUCUUGGGAGAUGCUUAGCCAGUUUAUCGGAGUUGAAAUGACAAGGGGAAUUGUGGACCACUUCAAAAUCUCCCACAACGGCUCAGAAUGUGGCAACAACACAGAGAGUUAACUCUCGCUGAUACGCAUAACAGAUCCGAUCAGAUUGACAGAUUGGAUAAGACUUAUUUUGGGUCGGGACUUGAUUUUAAUUUUACUUACCCGGCUCAUACUACAUAAAUCAAGUUGAGUUACGGCCGCCGUUAAUCAUUUGAAUUGAACACUAUUAAGUAUUGUGUAAUCUUAACCAGUAAACAUUUUAAUACGGGAGGUGAAAAAUAAUACGUAUUAUUUAUGUUUUCUUAUAACCUAAUUUCAAUUGUUGAUUUUAUUAGGCCAUAUAUUCAAAUUAUAUAUAUAUAUUCAAUAUUAAUAUCAUCCCCUUGAUGUUACCUCGAUUAAAUCUUCUUCCAGGAAAAAUUACCUCGUUUGAUUUUAUUCUACGGAAACAGCUUCAUAAUUCUCACUGAUUUAUGAAACUAUACCACUCUAAUUUCAGCUUUUUAAACGUGUUAAUUUAAUAUCAUUAAUUUAAA